This is a messenger RNA of Microsporum canis CBS 113480, 882 nucleotides long. RefSeq lists its product as uncharacterized. Lineage: Eukaryota; Fungi; Ascomycota; Eurotiomycetes; Onygenales; Arthrodermataceae. The transcript has a single exon. Bases 1 to 882 code for a protein of 293 amino acids. The record is from RefSeq and is a predicted model, not a curated record.
AUGUCGAGACUCGGUGUUGCUCCUACACCGCGCGGUAUACCCCGAUGGAAACUACUGGAGGGGCUCCCAGAAGGAACACCCCGGGUUGAAUAUAGCAACAUGGAGGAGCUACACAGCGUAAUCGAGGCCCAGGCCGGAGAGUGUUAUAGAGAUAACACCUGUAGCCCGUUUCUCAUAGUUUUGGGCAUCCCAGAUACAGUCCUUGAAGAGUUUGACAGUAUAUACCAAGACAAAGGCCCGCGAGUAUCGGCAAAUAUCCAUGAGAAGACUUUGAUAAUCGAGACCAUGGUUGGGCAUUCACAUGAGAGGCUUACACAACGUAUAGGGAGGCAUGUAACAGAGAUGCUUCUCCAAAUGGGGAUACGUAAGGAGUUAGGGGAGUUGGGAGCCGGUCGUGAUGAGACACAAGGACUUGUUUACGUGAAAGAGCCAGAUUUAUCAUGGGUUCUUGACGGGGAACAGUGGCCAACACUUGUAUUAGAGGUUGGAUGGUCAGAGAAGGCCGAAAAGCUCGCCAGCGACGCUCAUGGGUGGCUCGAGACUGAAGGGUCAGCCACGGAGGUGGUAAUCACCGCGAAACUCGACCAAGAUUGCGCCCAUAUAGAUUUCGCAGUCUGGGAGCUUGCCUCCGAGCCAGCUAGGACCACCCGGUCAUAUAGAAAAUCAGCGCAGCAAACCCAGAGGGUAGAGGUCUCAAGAAAAGGAGGUGAUAUUACUGCUAGCUCAAGCCUGGUGGUAUCAUUUAAAAAAAUAUUUCGGCGUGAACCAGCAGCCGACCAGGAGGGAGAUCUCAUAUUUACUAAAGAAAGGCUGAUCGAUAUUGCCGAGUGGGCCUGGGCAGAGGUUGGAUCAGAACUUGCCGACUAUGAGCAGGCCGGAUAG